Molecule: messenger RNA, 654 nt
Organism: Dendrobium catenatum
Lineage: Eukaryota; Viridiplantae; Streptophyta; Magnoliopsida; Asparagales; Orchidaceae
Exons: 1
Coding region: 1-654 (217 amino acids)
Molecular function (GO): nucleic acid binding
Source: RefSeq, a predicted model, not a curated record
AUGGAAAAGGCUGGGUACCAAAUUGUGCCUAAGUUCCACUUAUCAUCCGCAAUCCGAUGGGCAAACAGAAGUUGUAAAUCGUACUUUGUGAAUCAUGCAACGGUGUCUAGUCCAAAUCACCUAAGGCAGUGGGAAGAGAUGUUAAGCUCCGCUGAGUUGGCUUACAACUCUAUGAUCAAUCACUCGACUGGUAAGUCUCCUUUCAACAUAGUUUAUACUAAUCUAGCAUUGGAUGUUGCAGUUCUCCCCAAAUACCAGUCCGAACCUGCUUCCAACUUCACCAGAAACUAUUCUCAAAUGUUAGAAGAGGUUCGUAAGCAACUCAUAAAGUCUAACCAAUCAUAUAAAGCUGCUGCAGACGUUCACCGACGACAAAAAUUAUUCAAUGUAGAAGAUCUAGUGAUGGUUCACAUGCGUCGUGAACGCUUUCCCCCGGGCACUAAUUAUUCCAAACUGCAUCGCCGAAAGAUUGGUCCUUUGCUGAUCAUUGCAAAAAUAAAUGACAACGCCUAUACUGUGGAAUUACCUGCCGACACUCAGACAUCCCUGACUUUCAACGUUUCAGACAUUUGGCCUUACCACUCUCACGAUGACGCUCCAAAUAUUACAAUCAGCUCGUCGGAGUCGAGCUCUUCUUCUGCAGGCGAAGACUGA